AUGUCCGCGCCCGUCGUGGAUCUCACGGGCAGCGAUGACGAAGGACAUCCAGACGCAGAUAACAAUGCAACAAUGUACAAUGCAUCACAAAACGAGUCGAUUGCAGCGACUUUAGAUGGCGACUCGGAAAUUGAAGAAGUUGUGCUCGAAAACCUGUCCGACGACGAGAUUGCGCGUCGCAUUUCUGCAGCAAACAGACUCCGCAUUCAACGUCUCCGUAGACGAGAACAGGAACGCCGUGACGAUGCGCCCGCUGACCAAGGCGAGGCGCGACGGCCGUGGCAGAGAAACGGAUUCCCGUACGCGUCACCAGAUCCACCACUCAUAGAUCGAGAGGUUAUUGAAAUCAGUAGCGGUGAUGAAGAAGAGCCCGAGCUCGUCGAGGACGACGUCCAUCGCGCGCGGAGACACGCCCAGCGAGCAAGACAGGUCGAACAGGCAAUGGAUGAGCCACGUAGGCGACGAGGCAUGGCCUUUGAUCCUAAUCUAGACCAAUACGCCCUCCCAGUCCCAGUACCAGCAUUCCGAAACAAUUUGCCUCGACCCGCUCCGCGGAAUGGUGGGCAUUUUGAACGAGAGAGACGACCUUUGCAUCACCGUGAUCUCUAUCUCGAAGCCCUGUACGCCCAAGAUCAGUUACGAGAUCAGUACCGUCGCAAUGCCGCUGCCCGAAAUAGGCAGUUUGAUUUUAUGGGUGGCCUUCGUGCUACGGUUGGCGCCCUAGGCAACUUGCUCGGUUGGGGAGCGAAUAAUCCGGACCCACCGGUAUAUCAAGACUUCUUUCGUGCAGAGGAGCCUAUUCCCAUCCGAGUUCCAGACGCUCCCGAUUAUCAAGUCUCGUUUACUCAUCCAAACAUUCCCGCUGGCUUCACUGCCGAUUUCGAACCCGUCGAACCGGACACGAUUACGCUCGAUGGGAGUAGCGACGAGGGCUCGCUCUUCAACGACGAGACGCCGUCUUCGCGUCGUAAAAAGGGUAAAGGAAAGGCGGCACGAGAACCGACGCCAGAGCCCAAGCCCACGACGGUGCUCACGCUCGUCUGCUGCUCUUGUCGAGAUUCGCUGAUGAUUGGGGGAGAGAGAAGGUUGUAUAGUCUUCGAUGUGGACACGUCCUUGACGAAAAGUGUCUGUGGAGAGUCGGCACCCCUGCAGAGGACGACUCUAUGGGCGUUUCGACAGUCGAUUCUGCAGCGUUUCAGGCGGAACUCUCCAAGCGAAACGUACAGAUAAGAACGUCUAAAAAGCUCGCCGAUGCGACUUCGGUCACUGCCGAAAACGGGAGUGUUGUCUAUCAAGAGGACAAUGAUCCCGAACCCGCGCCCGUCGCUUCUACAUCAUCUUCCUCCUCUCGUCGACCUGGUGGUGUCGUUCCUGCUCCCAAUCGUCGUAGUCGUCGUUUUAUCACUGCAGACGACAUUGACGAACAGCUUCCACCCAAUCUCACCUCUUCUGGACCCACGCUCGAUCUUUCAAACCCCAUGCUCCCUGUUCUCAAUAAUAACACUUCCCUUCUAAGCCGCAUCAGUGAUAUACCUGCUCGAGGAGAACGAGCACCGAAUGAACCGCCGCGUUCGAACGGGCGGCGGAAUACGAAAAGGAAAAGGUUGCGGACGCGAAUGGCGGCAAAGACGGGUGGGAAGCUCAGGGAGGAAGUGUACGAGUGGGCGUGUCCUGUAGAGGGUUGUGGGCAGGUACAUAUCAGUGUGCGCUAUCAAGCGACUGCGGCGCGGUGGAGAUGUGACGCUACGCGAGGUGCGAUUCAAAUGUUCUUGUGA
Serendipita indica DSM 11827 is the source of this 1776-nucleotide messenger RNA. The record is from the annotation of a GenBank genome assembly. Lineage: Eukaryota; Fungi; Basidiomycota; Agaricomycetes; Sebacinales; Serendipitaceae.